Molecule: messenger RNA, 928 nt
Organism: Parasteatoda tepidariorum (common house spider)
Lineage: Eukaryota; Metazoa; Arthropoda; Arachnida; Araneae; Theridiidae
Source: RefSeq, a predicted model, not a curated record
UCCAGUGCGACGUAACUAAAAAUAUAAUUUGACUCCAAAAAUAUUAUUUCAUAAUAUGUUUCUUAUUUUCAGAUAUUUUUGACAAUUUCCAGAUUAUUACUUGUAAAAUUUCCAAGUAUAUUGACAAGCACACUAUAUACUCAACUCAAGGUGGUUUUCUUGCGAAUGUAAACAAUCCUUUCGGCGAGAUCGAAAAUAUUAUUUGAAGUAAAUAAAAAGAUUUUCCUUGUGACAAAUACUAAUCAUAACUAACUAUGAAUAUUCGCUGUGCUACUCCAGAUGAUUUGAUGAAUAUGCAACACUGUAAUUUGUUGUGUCUGCCUGAGAAUUACCAAAUGAAGUACUAUUUUUACCACGGUCUAUCAUGGCCUCAAUUAUCAUAUGUAGCCGAAGAUGAGAAAGGAAAAAUUGUUGGAUAUGUACUUGCUAAAAUGGAAGAAGAUUCAGAUGACGAUCCUCAUGGGCACAUUACUUCCCUUGCUGUUAAGAGAUCUCAUCGAAGGUUGGGACUUGCUCAAAAGUUAAUGGAUCAAUCCUCAAGAGCUAUGGUGGAAUGUUUCAAUGCAAAAUACGUUUCCUUGCACGUAAGAAAGAGUAACAGAGCUGCACUACACCUUUACACAAAUACUCUGAAAUUUCAGAUAAGUGAAAUUGAGCCUAAAUAUUACGCUGAUGGUGAGGAUGCUUACGCUAUGAAACGUGAUCUUGCAAGUUUUGUGUCACAGUCAAAAACAUCAUCAGAAAAAGAUGUAAAAUAAUUACAUUUUUGAUUUAGAUAUAAUUUUGUGCCCAAUAUGAACGAAUUGUGCGUUAUUUCUCUAUUCUGUUAUUGUUUUGUUUGCCUUUUAGAACCUCAAAUAAUUUUAAGUAACUUCGGAUACUUACAAAUACAUCUUACAAAAAAUAAAUAAAAGAUCUAAUUAAUUGA